Salpingoeca rosetta is the source of this 198-nucleotide messenger RNA. RefSeq lists its product as uncharacterized. The transcript is spliced from 3 exons. The coding region runs from base 1 to 198 and encodes 65 amino acids. NCBI's taxonomy places the organism in Eukaryota, Choanoflagellata, Craspedida, Salpingoecidae. The record is from RefSeq and is a predicted model, not a curated record.
AUGGCUACAGCAGCGACAGCUGAUGAGGUGGUGGUGGUGAAUGUGCUUGCAUUCCUCACGAGUUCCAGCAACAGCAAGGAGGUGGCCAUCGUGAUUCUGGCCGGCCAUCGACAGAGCAGCGUUGCAGUGUGUCAUGCGGUGUUUGAUGAUGUGUCACUGUUGUUGCCAUUGCUACAGUGGGACAGAGCCAAGACAUGA